AGAAAGGAAACAAGAGUGGAAUUGAAUAUGAGACCUCGUUUCCGAGGCCACGGUACUUGAAAGCGCGAGUGAAGUGGCGGAGGACGUGGGCGAGGUCAGCUUCGGCCUAGUCUUCUGAACUGACACCUUUUUGCCUUCGAAGCACCGCUGUCUCUCUAUCUCCUCUCCUCUGGCUGUUGCAUCUCGGCCUGGGCAGAGAUGAGACGCCCAGAUUCCAAUCUGGGGACAUAGAUGAAGCUUGGAUUUCCGAAGAGAGAGAUCGCAGAGAAGAGAUGAAGCAGCCCCAGUGCAUGCGAGGCGUCCUAGGUUUUGAAGGGGUGAUUUUUUUUUUUUCCCUUAUUUUAACCGGUUAACUCAAACAACCAGUUUCACUUGUUUUUAAAAAAUGCCCACGUGAUUGGCUGUACCGGUACAGCCGAUGUACCACAGAAGGACCUGCAAGAGAUAUAACUAUUAAGGAUCCCACGCAAGUGCUCAGACACAGAGAGAGAAAGUGAGGGUGAGCAAAAGGGUAAGUUUGGCGAAAAGGGGAGCAGAGAAAGAGAAUAAAAUGGUUGAAAAUUUGUAGGUGUUUUUUUUAAAUGUGUUCUUUUAGCUGGUGAGAUCAGGCUUUCUUAUUUAUAAAAAAAAACAAUUUUUGAUUUUGGUUUUGGUUGAGUGGGUGAAAUUUUGGAUUUUGGGAAGUGGGUAAUGGUGGGUUUGUUAGGGUGAGAUUUCUGAGCUGGGAUUUUGGUAAUCUGAGUUGGGUUUUGGGGGGUGGUUGUGGGUUUUCUGUGAUGGUGUGUUUGGGUGUAAGAUACCAUUUGGAUCUGAGACUUGAAAAAGCAAGUGAGAUGGAGAGCAAGGUAGGGAAUUCACUUUGUCUCUGGUUGAUCUUAGUGGCUCAUCCACUAUGGAUGACAAUGGUGCUUGCUAAUAUGGAAGGUGAUGCUUUGCAUAGUCUAAGGACCAACUUGGAGGACCCUAACAAUGUCCUGCAAAGUUGGGAUCCUACCCUUGUCAACCCUUGUACAUGGUUUCAUGUCACAUGCAACAAUGAAAAUAGUGUCAUAAGAGUUGAUCUCGGAAAUGCACUCUUGUCGGGUCAACUUGUUCCACAGCUCGGCCUUCUUAAGAAUUUACAAUAUUUGGAACUCUACAGUAAUAACAUAAGUGGACCAAUUCCUAGUGAACUGGGGAACCUAACCAGCUUGGUGAGCUUGGAUCUUUAUUUGAAUAGUUUUGCGGGUCAAAUACCAGACACCUUGGGCAAGCUGUCAAAACUGCGAUUCCUCCGACUUAACAACAACAGCUUGGUGGGUCCGAUCCCUAUGUCAUUGACUAAUAUCUCCUCACUUCAAGUACUGGAUCUGUCAAAUAAUCAGCUCUCUGGAGAAGUUCCGGACAAUGGCUCCUUCUCUUUAUUCACUCCCAUAAGUUUUGCUAACAACUUGAAUCUAUGUGGCCCAGUAACUGGUCGCCCCUGCCCAGGAUCUCCUCCAUUUUCGCCUCCCCCACCUUUUGUCCCACCACCCCCAAUUUCAACACCAGGAGGGAAUAGUGCCACUGGGGCUAUCGCUGGUGGAGUUGCUGCUGGUGCUGCUUUACUAUUUGCUGCCCCUGCAAUUGCAUUUGCAUGGUGGCGACGGAGAAAGCCGCAAGAAUUUUUCUUUGAUGUACCUGCUGAGGAGGAUCCUGAAGUACAUCUUGGGCAGCUUAAGAGGUUUUCUUUGCGAGAAUUACAAGUUGCAACAGAUAGUUUUAGCAACAAAAACAUUCUGGGGAGAGGUGGGUUUGGUAAGGUCUAUAAAGGGCGACUAGCAGAUGGUUCACUGGUCGCUGUGAAAAGACUGAAAGAAGAGCGCACCCCUGGUGGGGAGUUGCAGUUUCAAACAGAAGUAGAGAUGAUCAGCAUGGCCGUGCAUCGAAAUCUUCUUCGGUUACGUGGGUUCUGUAUGACACCAACUGAGCGUUUACUUGUUUAUCCUUAUAUGGCUAAUGGCAGUGUUGCCUCAUGUUUAAGAGAACGCCCACCAUCCCAACCACCUCUUGAUUGGCCAACUCGGAAGCGAAUUGCAUUGGGAUCUGCAAGGGGUCUUUCUUAUUUGCACGAUCAUUGUGACCCGAAGAUUAUCCACCGUGAUGUGAAAGCUGCAAACAUUUUGCUGGAUGAGGAGUUUGAGGCUGUGGUUGGAGACUUUGGGUUGGCUAAACUUAUGGACUACAAAGACACCCAUGUCACUACUGCCGUACGUGGCACAAUUGGACAUAUAGCUCCAGAGUACCUGUCUACUGGGAAGUCUUCUGAGAAAACUGAUGUUUUCGGUUACGGCAUCAUGCUUCUGGAGCUUAUUACUGGUCAGAGGGCUUUUGAUCUUGCUCGGCUUGCCAAUGAUGAUGAUGUGAUGUUGCUUGAUUGGGUUAAAGGACUACUCAAAGAGAAAAAGCUAGAAAUGCUGGUUGAUCCUGAUCUCCAGAACAAUUAUGUAGAAGCUGAGGUAGAGCAGCUAAUUCAAGUUGCACUGCUCUGCACACAAGGUUCUCCAAUGGACCGGCCUAAGAUGUCAGAAGUGGUGAGAAUGCUUGAAGGUGAUGGCUUAGCAGAGCGAUGGGAUGAGUGGCAAAAGGUCGAAGUACUCCGCCAGGAAGUGGAGUUAGCUCCUCACCCAAAUUCCGAUUGGAUUGUUGACUCAACAGAAAAUUUGCAUGCAGUUGAAUUAUCUGGUCCAAGGUGACCUUGGCAUGGUAGAAGUGAGAAAAGAAAGGGGGGGGAAUUAUUUUCAACUUAAUUUUUUAACUAUAUAUAUUUUUUGUUUAAUGACCAUAUCCUGAUUAAUGUAUCUUGUAAGU
Prunus mume (Japanese apricot) is the source of this 2829-nucleotide messenger RNA. RefSeq names its product somatic embryogenesis receptor kinase 2. NCBI's taxonomy places the organism in Eukaryota, Viridiplantae, Streptophyta, Magnoliopsida, Rosales, Rosaceae. Gene Ontology annotation, molecular function: ATP binding; protein kinase activity. Gene Ontology annotation, biological process: protein phosphorylation. The record is from RefSeq and is a predicted model, not a curated record.